AUGGCCGCGCGGAGAAAGCGCCAGGUCGGGGAUUUGGGCGUGGAUGGCCACGACUUGCUCCGUUCGGAGUGCCCUGGGCUCCCUGCGAGGAUCCAUCCGUCCCACCAGAGGCUCCAGAGGCUUCGGGGAGUCUUUUGGUUCCGUGGAUGUGGGGGCUACGCAGCUUCCACUUUUAUUCAGCUCUCUAUGCCCUGCCUGGAGAAGAUCUCGGAGCAUGGGGAGAGAGUUCUCAAAGCGCUGGAGGAGCAGUCGCAGAACGAGCUGGCGCUGCGCCUCGCGCAGGCCUCCAUCGGGGAGCUCACGGCGGAGAUCGACGCGCACCUGGAGGCGGAGGCGCAGCUCCAGGAAGAGAUGAGCCAGUUGAACGCGAGCAUCCUUGCCGUCACUCAGAGUGCCCAGGACGCGGGCGGAGAGUUGCGACGGCUCCAGGAGAAGCAGCUGAUCAAUGCCAAGCUGAAGGACUCGGCCCUCGCCGUGCGCAUCCUCGCGCAGGCCAUCGCCAUCCUCGUGGACUUGCAGGCCUCUGGAGCCCUGGCGGGCGGCGCGAGGGAGCAGGCGGCCGCCCAGGCAAAGGCCGCGCUCGGGUCGGCCAAGACAUCGUUCGAGGCGCAGGGACAUAGGGCGCUGAAGAUGCGCGGCGAGUUGGCGCAGGUCGCUAACGAGCUUGCGAUGAACUCCGCCGAGGCUGUGCGCACGCAGAAGCGUGAGCGCAUGAAUCUUGAGAGCGCCUUCGACUCGCACGCCUCGCAGCGCUCGAGGCUCGAGGAGAGCAGACGAAUGCACGAUGUCGAGGUGAAGCAGUCGACCACCUACCUGGCCAGCCUCGAGGAUGAGUGCAAAACCAACAUCAACGAUCUGCAGGACCAGGAGCGGAAGGAGCUGGUGUCCGCCUGCCGCAACGGAGUGCUCCUCCUCACCUCGGGGCCCAGGAACGCCAUCUCCUACAACGUCGCCACGAAACUUACCCGCAUCGGAUUCGCCACUGAAUUCCUGGAGCUCGACGCGGGCUUCCUGGGCCGCGAGCUGUGCCGCGCGCUGCUGCGCGGGGAGGGGCCGCGGGCCGCCGGCGGCGGGGCCGCGGAGAUCGAGCGCAUCGUGCUGUUCGACGUCGCCCUGCCCGCGGGCGGAGCCGGCGAGGCCAUCGCCCGAAGAAGGAGGAAGGGCACGGGCAGCCCUGAGAUCUGGGCGCUGCUGAACCCCCGGGUCGAGAGCAGGGCUGGCGACAUCACGGACCCCGCGGUGUGCCGGGCCCUGGUGUGCGAGGCCGGGGAGGGGCCGCUGUCCGUUUUUCACAUGGCCGGGGUGAUGAGCGGCCAGGCCGAGAAGGACUUCGACACGGGCUUGCGGGUGAACCUGGACGGCACCCGCCACAUUCGGGGCCUGCCGCCAGCGCGCUGGGCCGCGGCCCGUCUUCGUGUUCUGCUCCUCCCUGGCCGUCUUCGGGGAGACCUACGACGGCGGGCCGACCAGGGACACCGACAAGAUCGUCCCCAAGAACACGUACGGCAUGACGAAGGCGUGCGGGGAGCUGCUGGUCAACGACUACACCCGCAAGGGCUUCGUCGACGGCCGCUCGGCGCGGCUGCCCACGGUCGUCGUGCGCCCGGGACUGCCCAACGCCGCGACCACGUCCUGCUACUCGGGCGUGGUCCGGGAGCCGCUGCACGGCGUGGACGUCGCGCUGCCAGUGGCGCGGGACCUGCCCCAUGCGGUCACCAGCACCCGGGCUCUCGUCCGCAACCUCUGGACGUCCCCCGGCCGUCCUCCACGACGCCGAGUGGCCAGAGGGCCUCGUAG
Prorocentrum cordatum is the source of this 1797-nucleotide messenger RNA. The record is from the annotation of a GenBank genome assembly. Lineage: Eukaryota; Dinophyceae; Prorocentrales; Prorocentraceae.